Tupaia belangeri chinensis (Chinese tree shrew) is the source of this 2167-nucleotide messenger RNA. It is a transcript of the gene B3GALT5, whose product is annotated as beta-1,3-galactosyltransferase 5. Gene Ontology annotation, molecular function: N-acetyl-beta-D-glucosaminide beta-(1,3)-galactosyltransferase activity. Gene Ontology annotation, biological process: protein O-linked glycosylation. The transcript has 5 exons. The coding region runs from base 496 to 1428 and encodes 310 amino acids. The record is from RefSeq and is a predicted model, not a curated record. NCBI's taxonomy places the organism in Eukaryota, Metazoa, Chordata, Mammalia, Scandentia, Tupaiidae. Gene Ontology annotation, cellular component: Golgi membrane; endoplasmic reticulum.
UCCCUCUCCGCUAGCCUGCCUCUUCACCUAUCAGAUUUCCUGUAUUCAGUGCCCUACCGCUCCUCCCACCUCCUAAAUGCAGCGCGGAGGGGACAACGAUCCCCGGCCUUGACCGAGCGCUACGAGAGGAUCCACUGCGCGCCGCUGCCUCUGCGGGCUGGGAUUCGGCUCUAGCUCUCUGCGGCUUCCAGCCCGGUGGGGUCCGUCGAGGGUGCCCAGCACACGAUAAGCUGCUUGAGUUCCGUGGUUAUCAGUCCCUUAUCUGAGGAGAGGACUUUGACAUGGCUGCAUACUGGAGACUACGCAUCCUAGAUAGUACCUGCUGAGUCUCACGGGCCCUGAGUGAUUCCUGAGUCAGAGUCAUCUUUUCAGGUGAACAGAGCGAACCCAGACCUGAGAGUAUGGAACACUGUACGUGGACAGCUCCUUGGAACGGAUUUUCCCUUGGCAUCUAGCUUAGCUUUCAAGCCAGAGGCUCUUUAUAACCAGCAAAAAAUGGCUUACCUGAAGAUGAGGUUGACCUACCUUUGCCUUCUGGUUCUAGGUGCCCUUUGUUUGUAUUUCAGCAUGUCCAAUCUGUCUGUCUUUAAAGAAGAGCCAUACAUUUUCAAGAAAGAAUAUGGGGACUUCCUCCAGCUCCCAGAUGUAGACUGCAGGCAACAACCCCCCUUCCUUGUGUUGCUGGUGACCUCAUCCCCCAGACAGGUGGCUGCUCGCAUGGCCAUCCGAAAUACGUGGGGGAGAGAAAAGACUGUGAGAGGAAAGCAGGUCAGAACUCUCUUUCUCCUGGGGAUGACAGCCAGCAAGGCUGACGUGAGAGAUGUGACCCAGGAGGGCCAGCAGCAUCGGGAUAUCAUCCAGAAGAACUUUGUGGACGUGUACUCCAACCUGACUCUGAAGACCUUGAUGGGUUUGGAAUGGAUCCACCACUUCUGUCCUCAGGCGGCCUUUGGGAUGAAAACAGACUCAGACAUGUUUAUAAAUGUGAACUAUCUGACAGAACUACUCCUGAAAAAAAAUAGAACAACAAGAUUCUUCACUGGCUACUUAAAACUGAAUGAAAUUCCAAUCAGGAAGAAGUUCAACAAAUGGUUUAUCAGUAAAUAUGAGUACCCAUGGGACAAGUACCCACCUUUUUGCUCUGGCACUGGCUACGUGUUUUCCAGUGACGUUGCAAGCCAGGUGUACAACGUCUCUGAAAGUGUCCCAUUCAUUAAACUGGAAGAUGUAUUUGUGGGGCUCUGUCUUGCAAAACUGAAAAUCAGACCGGAGGAACUCCACUCAGAACAGACCUUUUUUCCAGGGGGGUUACGUUUUUCCACGUGCCGCUUCAAGAGGAUCGUGACCUGCCACUUUAUGAAGCCUCAAGACUUGCUGAACUAUUGGCAGGCUCUGGAAAAUUCCCGGGAAGAUUGUCCAGUGGUCUGAGGGCAGCCCCAUGACACACUCCACAUCUGACAAACUUCAGAUAACCCAUCAUGAUAGCUUUGGCAAGAUUUCAGAUGGCAUUGCUGAGAAGCAUCAUAGAGUGGGGAAGGAGUGAGGAUGGAGGAGGGAGGCAGAGAGUGCGAUGCUGCUUUGUGGAGUUCCCGGUCUCCACUGAGAUGCAGUGUCAAUGCACCUAUCCACCUGUACCCCCUGGGGCGCCAAGCAAUAAUACAUACCAUCUCUUGAACACUUACACUGUUGUACUAAGUGUUCGAUACACACCUAUGUUUUCUCAUUUCAGGGGGCCGUAUGAAGUAGUAGAUAUUUUACAGAUAAGGAAGCAGCAGCUAAAAGGGUACAGUAACUUGUUCCGGGGCUCAUAGCCAAUAGACACCAGAGUGUACAUGAAAGUCAUGCACUCUUAGAAUCUGUUCUGCAGCCUUCAGCUAGUCUGCCCCUCUGUGUUACCUCCUUUGGGAGAGGCUCACAGGGGAGCCUAGCAGCUGGCAUUCUUUAGUCCCUUUCCAGGAUCCUCUCCAUCUCAACGCCCAACCUUUGUGCUUUUAGUGCUAAAACAGGAAUGAACGAGCUCAGCCUAACUGCUUCUUGCACUGGGAUGGGUGUAGCUGGAUGUGGAGACCAUGAUAGUGGCUCUGUGUUCAGCACCUCCCUUAAGAUAUACCUGCGGUGGGAACCAGCAGUUAGCGUAAUGGCUAUGUCGCUGGACUCCCACGUAGUC